UGGUCACAGUUGAAGUGGACACUACUUCCUCUUUCCUUUCUGCUCUCGAAUCGAAUGUACAUAUGUGGUACCGGUGUUACAGUCAAAAUAUAAUCAAAGAAUAUAUAAAUAAUCAAUGAACAAAAAAAACAAAUAAAAAAGUGUUUUUUUAAUUUAAUAUCAUAACUAGUUAACCAAUAAAGGAUACCAACUCUGAAGAAAACGAUAACGUUUAUGAAGGUAGAUGCCGAAACGAAAUUAUUAGUGACAAAGGUCGUGACGAAGUGGGUCGUUCAAAAUUGUCGACCAUUUAGUAUUAUCAGCGAUUAAGGUCUUGAAGACGUUAUAUCAGUUCCUGAUAUAUUGAUAUAUUGAUAUUUUAAGUCGUUUUGGACCAAACGUAAACAUUAGCAGCCUGCUACCUCAUCCAACAACGAGAUCGCGUAACGACACAGACUUAUACAAUAAGGAACUUCAAGCUGUCACAGAAGAAAUAGCCUUAAUGAAAGGCAAUGACUACACUAUCACGUCAGACGCAUGGACAGAUACCUUUUCGCAGACGUCCUAUUUAGUCCUUCACACUAUUUAUUUAAAGGAAGCAUGAAAACCCGUCUGCUGGAAAUGAUCUGCAUUAAAGGCACAUUAAUUCGCACUAAGGUGGAACAAUGUUUGAAUUCUUUUGGGUUAGAUUUAAACGACGCCAUCAUUGUUACAGACAGUGGAUCAAACAUGAUAUCUGCAUUUAAGGAAUCAGCUCAGAUUCAUUGUGUUGUCGAGAAAAAUUAGCUUGUAUAUACUUAGUUUUAAGCAAGGGCACAGAUACCCUACAUAAAGAAAAAAGAGAGAAGAAAAAUGGCCACACUAUGAAAAGACAAGAAGGUCACAUUAGUUUGAGCAGUCGAAGAAAGAGCGGGUAGAAAAGACGAAGCGUGCGUAGAUAUAUUACCUACAUAUAAGAAUAAAAUGUAUUAACCUCCUUUUGCAAAUAGGAAAUAAAACGCAACCAACGCCUAAGUACCUAUGAAGAUAAGCGAUUGUGUUUUAUCCGCAAUUCUCACGUUCCUGGACUCAACAUCUUUUAUUUCGCUUCUUGGAAGCCAAUGACGCUAGAGUUCUUGGAGUUUGUAUGAAGACGGGCAGAGACUCGUGGUGCAAGCACUGAAGUAUACUGGACAUUGGAGAAGCGACGGAACCCACAAGGAGACGGUCAUCUCGCUCGUGGGUGGAUAAUAAACAUUGCAGAACACGGAGGCCAACGUGGGUGCGCACGUCAGGCAGCUGAAAAAAGCGCACAUUUAUAUGUAUGUAUGCGAGAUCGUGCACAUACUGCCAUCUCGCUCUAACCAACGAAGUUCUUGCGGGCCAGCAACUAGAGGCUUGAGUGCGCAGUUGGCUGAUGAAAUCGAGUGAAAAUUUCUGGAUUGUGGUUUGUUUGGUAAGUGCCAAUUUGAUUGUUGAUUUGGGGAAAGGUUAGUCUACGGGUGAUGAUUACCAGAGCAAUGAGCAAAUUAAGGGCAACGGAUGAAAUGGACGAGGACAACGUUGAGAUGGGAAAAGUGGAAAGAGAAUCCGCGCAAGGUGAAGCCUCAAAUAUGGAGGGGGCCGGGCCCGGCACAUCAAAAGAAGCCCAAUCACAUGGCGUUGUUAACGUUAUGAUGGAGAUGUGGCGCCAAAUGCAAGAAGGUCAGCGGGCCAAUGCAAUGCAAAUGCAGCAGUUCCAAAUGGAAGUUCUGCGGAUGAAUCAAAUUCAAAUGGAAAAAACUAAUAUACGUCUGCGAUCCCUUGGUAUUAGUGGAAGGACAACUGGCGAGCCAGGACCACAAUCAACCAUGGCUGAGCCCUCAGCGAUAUCAGACGCAGUCUCAUCACCAAGGCAACCGGUUCCUUCUCAGGAAACGCAAAGAAAAUUGUACGAUCUACCGGAGUUUAAUGGUGCUCCCGAAGAGUGGCCAAUGUUCAACGAAGCUUUCACUAUGACCACUGCAGAGUACGGAUACAGUGACAGGCAAAAUUUGUUACGCCUCCAAAAGGCAAUAAAGGGCAAGGCUAGGGAGACCGUUGAAUGUUUGCUUAUUCACAGUUCUAACGUUUCAAAUAUUUUAGAGACCCUUAAACAAAAUUUUGGUAGACCGGAGAAACUCGUAAAAAGCCAGAUUAGUCACGUUAGAGAAUUUCCGAGCAUUCGCGAAGGGAGAUUGGAACAAUUAGUAGAGUUCAAAAUGAAGGUACAAAACUUGGCUUCAUUCUUAGAAGCAGCUAACGAACAUCAGCAGUUAAAAAACCCAAAAUUAAUGGAGGAGUUAAUCUUAAAGUUGCCAGUGCAACAGAGACUGGAGUGGGCACGCCAUUCCAAGCAACUAGGAGAUGAAAAAUCGAUCAGUCAUUUAAGUCUAUGGCUUCAGGGAUUGGCCGAAGAAGUGCAAGACGCAGGAUUGGUUGACGAUCAGGCGACGUUCAAGCCAAAGAAGGAAAAGUCGAGACUAUUCCAUGCAAACGACAUCGGACUUGUAACCAUGAAGGCGUGCUCCGCAUGCAAUGGGAAACACGACUUGGAAAACUGUAACUCAUUUGCCCAGUUAGAACUUGAAAAAAAAUGGCAGCAUGUAAGGGAAAGAAAAUUAUGCUUCAAUUGCCUAAAGUACGGCCAUCGUAGUCAAAAAUGUAGACGACAUCACCAAUGUGGACUUGAUGGAUGUGCCAAACGCAUUCACCGUUUGCUCCAUGCAGAAUCAGUUAAUCAACCAGGCGAGGAAGUAAAGUUCACAGGAACAGCAACGCAUGAGGCUAGCUCACUGAUUUUGUUUAAGAUAUUGCCUGUUAAUCUUCAUGCUAAAAAUAAAAUAGUUUUCUUACGUAAGGUUAGAGUAAAGGCAUUAAAAUCGAUUAUUAUUCGGAACGGUAUUCCUUCAAGGUAAAUCUUAAAUUUAUUCAAUGAGUAGAUUAUGGUUAGAGUUUCUAAUUCAUAACUAUGAUACCAACUUUCUGCUGGUGUUGUUGCUUGAGAAAAAUAUGAGAUUGUAUGAAAUUUGUUAUCAUCCUGUUUUUGUAAUAGAAUUCUUCCAAACCCUUCGAAACUAGCGUCACAAUGCAAUUUUGUUUUCUUAGUCGGACUAUACAGGGCUAGAACUGGUGCUGAGGCCAGUCUCUCACAGAGAUAAUUAAAUAUUGUCACACAUUUGUCGUCUAGCUCAAAUUUCCCUAUAGUGCUUUCAUUGCUUGGCAACUUUCGAGUAACCCGGAAUAAAUCUCCUGAAAUAAGAAAAGAGUCCUAAACAUUUUUGCAUAUCUGCGGAAUUAGUUGGUUUCGGAAGGUGCUUAAUUGUCGUGAUGUGAUCAUUAUUUGGCUUAAUUCCAUCUAUGCUUAAUGUGAAUCCCAAAAAUUCUAUACUAGUGUAACAAAACAGACACUUGCUUAACUUAUUUUCUGAUCUAUAUUCUGCUAGGAGACGUACUCAAGACAACAAAGUGUUGUAUGGUUUUGGUUCCAUUGCUGAUUUGGUGUACUUUUUCUCCGGGCACGUCUUUAUAGUGUGGCUGAGAGAGCCGCAACGGAAGCAGGACCCCUUCGCACGUUUGGGAGCCUUGCAAUCUGAAGCGUAGUGUUCAAACAACGAACAAUUGUAGCAUCGCGUCUCACCAUUCGAUGUUAAUGAAGAUUGUGCUGAAGUUGAAGCUGAAGAGAUAGUCGAUGAGUUCCAUUUUGGUUUGUUUUUUGCUCUUAAGUCCGCAUAUCGAUGAGAUAAUUCCUUAAGCUCGUUGAUAGUUUUCGCUCCAUAGAGCAAGGCGAUGGCUGGCGACGUGUCGCGGAAACCAUCGAUGAUAAAGUGGACUGCUUCAAUCUCACAUACACUUUCACACAACGCCAACUCUUGCAUCUGCAAAAUGUACCCCAUAACGGAUGUUUUUGCCGGAAUGUAGAAAGUUUUCUGAAGUUGCAUCACUAAUUGAGUUGUCAAACAUGCCUUAUCAAAUGUUUUCAGAAAGUUGGUUUUAAAUUGGUCAUAGUUUUCUGAAAGUCGAGCCGCAUGAAUGUG
Messenger RNA from Drosophila miranda, 4013 nucleotides. RefSeq lists its product as uncharacterized. The transcript has 2 exons. Gene Ontology annotation, molecular function: zinc ion binding; nucleic acid binding. The record is from RefSeq and is a predicted model, not a curated record. Bases 1464 to 2894 code for a protein of 476 amino acids. NCBI's taxonomy places the organism in Eukaryota, Metazoa, Arthropoda, Insecta, Diptera, Drosophilidae.